Molecule: messenger RNA, 190 nt
Organism: Ambispora leptoticha
Lineage: Eukaryota; Fungi; Glomeromycota; Glomeromycetes; Archaeosporales; Ambisporaceae
Source: the annotation of a GenBank genome assembly
UGAGCUAACAUUGAUUCCUGAAGAUAUUGAUGCAUUUGAAUAUCUGAUAAAUGAUAUUCGAUACUGGCUACCAUCUAUAUAUACUGAUACUCGUGCUGAUAAUUCUUCUAACUCUUUUCAAUCUUCAUCUGAAAUAAUUUUUGAUUUUAGAUCAUCAUCAUCUUUACAAAUUGCUUAUCAGGAUUCUUGA